Molecule: messenger RNA, 3503 nt
Organism: Diaporthe batatas
Lineage: Eukaryota; Fungi; Ascomycota; Sordariomycetes; Diaporthales; Diaporthaceae
Exons: 3
Coding region: 118-2244 (708 amino acids)
Biological process (GO): rRNA methylation
Cellular component (GO): mitochondrion
Molecular function (GO): RNA methyltransferase activity; RNA binding
Source: RefSeq, a predicted model, not a curated record
GUACGGAGUAGACCCUGCGCAUUUCGUCUCCAACUGCUCGACUCUGUAAAGAUCCUUCCGCCACAACCACCAUAAGCCCCCAUCUGUAGUGGUCGAUUUGAAUACGCCAACAAUGCAAUGAGCUUCGUCACCAAGCUGCCCUUGCUAGGGCGCAACCCUCUCCUCCGAGUCGGCUUCCUGCCCCUCUCAUCCCAGCGAUGCGCCUCCCGCCUGUCCGCAAUCCACCAAGGCCUCAACCGGUCCGAGAGAGCGCGACCCCAAGGAUCCUCCCCUCGCAAGGAGAUCCGCCAGCGGCCCGGCGAUGAACCCUAUCUCAGCCCCGAAGAGCGCCGCCGAGCGAGGAGGGUCGCACGGGAAAACCCCAUCGAGUACAAGAUCCGGAAGGGGAAGAAGGACAUCACCGAGGAACCAGGGCCACCGACCAAGUCGAGGGCGGCCCGUUUCAUGGACCCGCGGGAUCCUCUGGGCGGGAAGAGCCUCGUGAAGAAGUUCAAGGCCGGACAGUUGUUCGAUGGCCUCCAGAUGGGUGACGGGGGGAGCAGGGAAGGCAACCUGCAGCAUGACGACUUUGCGAGGCAGCUGUCAUCCCAUAUGUCAGAUCGGCCGGGCCCGCGAAAAUUCGAUCGCGAAAGGCGAAGUGAGGAGCCAUGGAAAUUUGGGAGGAGCGAGAAUACUGGUGGGUUUGAGAGGAGCAGAGGCGACCAGGGCAGUCGUCGUCCCUCGCGCACACAAGCACCUUGGGGGGACUCUAGGACAGAUCGGAGUGAUGGACCACGGAAAUUUGAGAGGAGGGAAAAUACCGAUAGGUUCGAGAGGAGCAGAGGUGACCAGGAUGGUCGUCCUUCGCGCACACGAGCGCCUUGGGAGGACUCUAGGACAGAUCGAAGUGAUGGACCACGGAAAUUCGGGAGGGGCGAAAAUGAUGGUGGAUUUGAGAGGAGCAGAGGUGACCAGGAUGGUCGUCCUUCGCGCACACGAACGCCUUGGGGGGACUCCAGCACAGAUCGAAGUGUGAGAGACCACAGGAGCGAUAAGGGGAGGUUUGACGACAGCUCCAGGGGUUUUGAUCGCAGCCGCCGCGACACUCGCGAGCCGUCGGACUCGCGGGCGCGAGAUCAAGAAACAGGGACGACGUAUGGCUCAGAACGAACAAUGUCCUUCCAGCCCUCCGGCCGUGACCGAGAGCCCAGGUCAUUUUCUCGUUCCGACAGACCGAGCUCCACCGAUCGGGGCUCAGAUGACGCAGACGACAAGGCACGGAAACCAAAGCGGUACGAGGGACCAGUGUCAGUUCCAUAUACCACGGCCGCGUCGCAGUUCCUAUACGGGACAUCGACCGUGGAGGCGGCCUUGAGAGCCGGGAGUCGAAAGAUGUACAAGCUGUACAUUUAUAAAGGCAAAGGCCGCGGCGUCAGGGCACUGGAGAAAGACCGUGUCCUGGCUGACCUGGCCAAGAGCCGGGGCGUCAGGUUUGAAUACCUCGAGGAGGAGUCGCUCCCGAUGCUGAACAAGAUGAGCGACAGCCGCCCGCACAACGGCCACGUCCUCGAAGCAUCGCCCCUCCCCCAACUCCCGGCCACCGCCCUGGAGGAGUUCUCAGAAGACAAGAGCCGCCCAGGCUUUCAGGUCGCCGUCGGACACCAGUCGUCCGAGGAGGCCCAGAUCAACGGCACCUCCGGCUUCGUGAGGACCGGGCCGGGCUCGCGCAAGCCGCUCGUCCUGGUCGUGGACCAGGUCCUCGACCCGGGCAACCUGGGCGCCAUCCUCAGGACGGCCAGCUUCAUGGGCGUCACGGCGGUGGCGGUCUCGAAGAAGGGCUCCGCGCCCGUGACCCCGGUCGUGCUCAAGGCCUCGGCGGGGGCCGCCGAGGCCCUGACCAUGCUGUCGGUCGAGUCGGUCGAGGACUUCCUGCAGGGCUCCAAGAAGAACGGCUGGAAGGUGUUCGCGGCCUGUCCCCCCAAGCCUGACUCCAACCGGCCCCAGAUCGACAGCAUUGAUCUGGAGAAGCAGGACCCACUUCUCAAGGACCCCUGCAUCCUCCUCGUUGGCAGCGAGGGCGAGGGAUUGUCCCGCGCCGUGAGGAGGGCUGCUAAUGUCGAGAUCAGCAUACCGAACCUGUCCGGGUCCGAUGUUGUGGACAGUUUGAACGUCAGUGUUGCUACUGGCUUGCUGUGCUCGGCGUUCUUGAAGGGCAAGGCAAAGACACGCUGGAGUACGGUCAGCGACCCAGGCGCCUUGUUCUGAGGGUCUGUAGAUAUGCUAUGUACAAAUAUUGUCUCGCCAUGGCGAGAGGCUUCGCCCCUAUCAUCAUCGCCCAGUGUUCCGUACCGUAAAUGUGCCUUGACAAUCGUACCUGAAAACGCUGGUCGAAUCCGUCAAGCCGUCUCCCUACGCAUUGGCUACACUUCGUUCUGGGCCAAAUAGGGUAGGAACAACUUGAAGAAAGGUCAACGUUUUACGCGAAGAAAUCCGAGAGCGAGGAUAUGUCGUCCACAACAUCCAGACAUGAGACAGAGACGAUGUGACUUCCCUACUUCAAAUCCAGCAAAUGGCCGAGUUGGCAUUGUCGAAGAGCUUUUUGACACGGAAAAUUGCUCCGUCCGAGCCCCGAGGGUGAGCAGAAGCUCGUGAAACAUGGGAUCCUAAAAGCGACCUACUCCCUGUUGGUCCCCGUUGGGAUGAACAUCUGCGUCAGAGCUGCAGUCCACGACACCUACUCAAUCGGAUGAGGGGUGCCUGAUGCGGGAUAAAGGCUGCAUCAAGCCCCUCGUCGAACAUCGAACAUUGGUCUUCAGGUGCCACAGUCGCUUCAAGUUGUGGUCACCCUGGAGUGACCGUUCAUGGCUGCGCGGCAUGAAGGAUCGGGACCACGGUUAAGAAUUGGAUAUGUCGGUAUGGUGAAGCCCAUUCUCCCGAGUGGAAUCCCCAAGACGAGGUAGUUCGCAGUUGAUUGGAGAUUAUGUAGCACAGACAAGGCACGACCGUAAGCAAGAGCGCUGCCAAGCUUUCCCAAGGGUUCCUUUCGAAGCGGGGCCCUGUCAGUUUGGGCGUUCUCUAGGGCUGAAUGUCGAAGUCACUCGCCGCCAACAUUUAAACCCCUGCAAGAAACGUCGCGGAAUCUCAAAAGUAGCACGACUAUAAGUGCCCAUUUCCGCUCCUCCUUCCAUUGAUACUUCUCUCCAUCAUAAUUUGAUAGCCUUGUGGAUCUUGCUCGUUUCCGACGCAGGCUUCGAUCCAGAAACCUAGAUCUAUUUUACGGGUACUUUCUAGCUGCAUUCGACUUUCUCAUUCAUCGGACCCAGUACAGAGUCUUAAUGUCCUGAGGGCUAUAAUGCCACAGCCAAUUCUCGCAAGACUGGGGCAGACCCUCUUCGUCAUCCAAUCAGCCGUUGCUUUCAGUAUUUUUGUCUUUGCCACCCAAUAUCAGGCAUUCUGGUGGGCCACUUGGGUGACGAGCGGCGCCCUGGCACUGUGGACUGUGAUCGGUGCUCCCUUGAUUCUCA